GACUUGUUUUUCAACAUUCUAGAACAUCGCAGUAGUUGAUAUAUAUAAGGAAAGUCGAAUACCAUCUAGGUACAGUAAAUGAUUUGAAAUAAAACAAGAAAAAUCAAAAUGAAGAUAUUGAUCGCAAUCGCUGUACUGCUCAACGUAUAUGGAGUACUAUCCGAACCACACAUAUUCAACAGACAUGACUUCUCUCAACCACUUGGGGAUCCGCAUCCCAGGCGCCAUCACGAACAUCGCAGCCACCAUCACAAUGAAGGUUCAGUUUUGACCACAGAUGAGCUUGCUGAAGUCCUGCUCUCAUUGCCAGGUUCAUUGGGUACAGAAGCUUACAAAACUUUCCUAGCUUUGGGGCGAUUUUUACCAGCUGAUACCAAAGCGCAUAAAUUUUUCACCUCUAUACCAAAAGCCAUCAGGAGGAAAUCUAAUGAUCAAUUUGCUGCUGUGCCAACCAUGCCAAAUAUGCCCAGUGUGCAGUUCUCUCCUAAUUCGAUGUUCAUGAUGCAGCCAGCUGGAUACCACAUGGUGCCUUUGCCUUUACACCCGAUGUUCUCGUCUUCUCCACUCGAUUAUGUGACUCGUGUUCCAUGCCGUCACACUAAAGUCAUUCGUGUACCUAUGCAUACGUUUGAUGUGCAAAUAUCUGCAAUCACACGCAAAUUCAGCCCUUCAAACAACUCAUUUGAUGCCGGUGAAAGUGAUGAUGAUGAUGAGGGUGAUGAUAGUAUGAAUUCUGGUUUGAAAGAUUUGCUGGACUUAAUUUCUUCAGAUGAUGAUGGUGAUGAUGUUGAUGGGAUCUCAGGUGACAAAAAGAGCUCAGAAGAAGCUGAUGUAAUUGACAGUCAACCAGAAAAUGAUGACAGUCCAAAAUUAGACGAUUCAGAAAGUGAAGCACCAUCUUCGACAACUGAUCCUAAUGAAGGAAACCAAAACACACCGGUUGAAAACGGUGCUGAUGAACUGCCUAAAGAAGCAACUGAAUUGCCUAAAGAAGAAGAUGCACAGAAAGUAGAAGAAAAUCUACAAUCUGUAGGAAAUGAAUCCAAAACAGGACCAGCAGCUGGAGAAGGAGAUGGACAAACAACAGCUCCAGUAUCUGAAGGAGGAGAUGGACAAACAACAGCUCCAGUAUCUGAAGAAAUGGACACAUCAGCACCACCAGCACCACCAACUGAAGGAACAGAAAUAGAAAAUGCACAGGAACCUAAAGCAGAAGAAGUUGAACCAGUAAAACAGGAAGGCUCUGUAUCAAAUGAAACUCAAUCACAAGAAGUUGAAUCUGUUCCAGCUUCCCCUGCAAAACCUGACAAAAAAAAGAAAAAGAAACCAGCGACAAAAAAAGGUAAAGCAGCUGCAGAAGCAGAGACUGAACCAGCUUUAGAAGAGCCAGCUCCAGCUCCACAAGCUGAACAAGAUGAAGAUUUGAUGGAAGAUUCAUCAAAACCCAUUCAAACUAAAAAAGGCAGAAGGAAGAAAACCAAGCAGCAACAAUAAAUUUAUAAGCAAGUAGUUUUCUAGGAGUCUGUAGUUUUGGAUUCGAAUUUGUACCAGAGAUACAUAGUUAUAGUAUAAUCAAUAAUAUUAUGAAAUAAAUUAAGUACAUAUUUUGCGCAUUA
Planococcus citri (citrus mealybug) is the source of this 1616-nucleotide messenger RNA. RefSeq names its product protein IWS1 homolog. The record is from RefSeq and is a predicted model, not a curated record. The coding region runs from base 109 to 1494 and encodes 461 amino acids. NCBI's taxonomy places the organism in Eukaryota, Metazoa, Arthropoda, Insecta, Hemiptera, Pseudococcidae. The transcript is spliced from 2 exons.